CAGACGUGUCGGGCGGAGCGACGGAGUGCGGGAGGACGCGGCUUCGCUAUGGCUGCGGUGUCCCCGGCCCCCCCGCUCUCCCCCGGCCGCCGGCGGGGCGGUGCUGCCGGCGCGGCGGUGCUGCCGGCGCGGCGAGACGGCCCCGCCGGCCGCAGGAGCCUUCCGGCGCCCGGCCACGGCAGGGCCAGGCUCCUCCGCACCGCCGAGCAGGAGCGGCCGGAGGAUGGUGAUCAUCAUGCUGAAGUUUCAGACACCCUCAGCUAGGGAGCAACCUGGCCAAGGAAGACAGCAAGGGUUUGCAGUCCGACCUGCACAGCUGGUGGGGCGAUGAAGCUGAAUGAGCGUAGUGUGGCCCACUACGCCACCUGUGACUCGCCUGCCGACCAUGCCGGCUUUCUGCGCAAGCAGGUGGAGCGGCACCACCACCAUGUCCACCACCAUGGCACUUCCUACCAGCGCCGUUGGUUUGUCCUCAAGGGCAAUCUUCUCUUCUACUUUGAAGAGCGGGAGAGCCGGGAGCCCAUGGGGCUGGUGGUCCUGGAGGGCUGCACUGUGGAGCUGUGUGAGGCUGCUGAGGAGUUCGCCUUUGCCAUCCGCUUUGAUGAUGCUGGUGCCAGGGCUUAUGUGCUGGUGGCCGAUGGGCAGGCUGCCAUGGAGGCCUGGGUGAAGGCACUCUCACGGGCCAGUUUCGACUACAUGCGGCUGGUGGUAAGGGAGCUGGAGAAGCAGCUGGAGGAGGCCUGCAAGAGCUUGGCUGCUUGCUGUAAGUCUCCACGGAGGUCUUCCUUGUCCUCCUCUGGCAGGAAGAGGCAUCUCUCCAACCCUGCCUUGCAACCUCUCCAGGAGAAGCCCUGCACCCUGGAGAAUGGCUCCUCCACAUGGACUAGUGGUGGUUGUGUCGUUGGUGGGGCCACCUGCACCAACCAUGAUGGGGGGCAAACAAAGCCCCCACCCCUGCCUCCACGCCGGCGCUUGGCCACUGGCAGUGCCACAGGAUCCCCAGCACCUGGCCUCUCACCAGCCAUACUGGAGCGCCAAGUGUCACCGGAAACGAUCUGCUUCUCCAAGCUGCACAACUGGUACGGGCAGGAGAUCGCAGUGCUGAGACAGGAGUGGCAGGAGAGGCAGAAGCGGGGACACCCGUGACUGGGGGCACAGGAUUCAAGUCACUGGCCAGCUGAUGCUCAGCAGCCUGUCCUGCAUGCAGGAAGAGUGAAGUGAGGGACACUGCUUGCCCUCUGCCCUCAUGAGUGGCUGAGUGUGCGAUGUGUGUAUGCAUCACUUGAGAGGAACUCCAGUCUCCUCUAAACCUCACAUUUAAUUUCCAUGAGGCUUUAUACAGCUGGAGAGUGUGUAACACCAGGGGAGUCACCUUUAUUUAAACUCUUUGCUGGAAAUAGGAGCUGCCCAAAUCAGCACAUAUGCAAUGAACCUCAGCCAAUGGGCUUGGCCACUUGCUGUCCUGACAUGGUGGACGCUCUGGGUGUUUCAUCCCCUAUCUCUCCUUCACCACUUUUUAUUUUUCUUUUGUUUCUCAGUGUGGAAGUUUGCUUUGGAUCUGGGCUUAUUAUGUCUAUGGUCUUGUGCCAAAGUCCUUCUGCCUUUUUUCUUGUGCAGCAGAUAAACCUGGGCUCUUACAAAGUGCCUCUGACAGGCCACUGGCCCCAGCGCACGCCUCCAGCCUUGUGCUUCUCUCACUACAGGUCAUGUAAGCCACUGCAGCUGUUGCUGGCCCAGCAGCUGGGGCUGGUUUUUUACUUUCAUCUGCACUAACCCUUCUUUCAGCUAAAUCCUUCAGGAUGUGGAUUAUCAUGGUCUUGCAACUGUCUCUUAGUGUGCUCAUACUCAGCAGCAAGCCUGAAAUGUAGACACAGAGCUUGGCCUGAAGCCAGUGAGGACCCCAGGAGCUCCCCAGUGCUGAUCUGGACUCUGUCAAGUGGCAACCAAGCCUGCUAAUAUCUCUGGCUCAGGGUUUCCCUGUUCCUAAACAGAGGUGGUAAAGCCUCUUUGCCUGGGCAGGAGAAAAUUUCUCAGCCUUUGCUUAGAUCACAGCCCCUGCAAAGUGCCAUAUAGGGCUCAGUCAGUUCAUUGGGCUGCUUGCCCAAGAGAGUGUCUAGAGCCACAUUCCUGCAGGGCCUCUUUCAGUGUUGUGGCUCUGCCCAGCUCCUGGCAGUGCUAUGCAGUUGGAGGAAAGGCUUUGAAGGAGUGAGGAGGGAGAGAGGGCAGGUCUCUGGAGGAGAUGUGAAGGUGUGGGAGUGAGUUAUGGGUGUUGGCAGUGUCUGGGCUUGCCUCUCCAGCAUCAAAGCCAUAUUGCUGCCUUUUAACAAGCCUGCACCUGGCCUGCUGGCACUUCCCUCUGAUUUCAUGUCAGCAUUGCUUGGCUGAUAUCUGCAGCACAUCCUGUGCUCCCAGCAGGCUGGGAGGGCUGCAGGGAGGCACUCCUGUUGCCUCACUGUGGAAACAGACUUGUCCAUCAGUAGGUCAGAAACCUUGGCCACAAGGCACAUGGUACAUGUAGGUGGGUGCCAGGUGCAGGGACUAGAACACCCUUGGGAUGGGGUUUAAAAAAUUCCCUUAUAUAGUUGCAUGCUUCCCAUCUAAAAAUGUUAAACCUGUUUUUUAUUGUUGUAUUUUAUUAAAGAGCUUUGCUAGGAAAGCAAAAGCCCGUUUCAGGUCAUGACUGGCUGGAAUCUUUCUGGACUUAAACACACUCGACUCCUUACUUAGCAAUAGCCUGUAGAGAUAGCCAAUGCAGAAAUCAAAUUAAUUUUAUUAACUCUUGGUGCUUUUUAAAAUAUGUCUGUGGUAGUUUUGGAUGAUGAGCCUCCAGCUUCCUGCCUAAUUAGGGCUUGAUGGUAUAUUAGAGGAAAUCAGAUCGUAAAUUAGACCUUACAAAUUACUCUGGGCAGUGAGAGUGUAACCUUCACUUGCGAGUAAUGCAAUCCAGUCCGCUCCGGUUUGUGGUUGUAUAACUUCAUAGUAAGGGUCUUCAAGUUUGGGAGGAUUAUUUUUGUUCUGCUUUUGUGAAAACAGUUCAGAAAAAUCAGGAGCAAGUGGCCAUGGGGCAAAGCCUUGCCUUCAUCAGCAGCUCAACUGGUUGGACAUAGGGGCCAUUUCUGCCUCCCUAUUCCGCUGCUUGAAGAGUUCAGUACUACAGCAUUCCUGGCUGCAAAUGUGUCCCUUUUCCCAUGCCAGGGUAGCAGUAUCAGGGGAUUGCACUACUUGGUGCCUCCUUGCUCUGAGCAUGGGUAUUUUGGGACAAAGGUCAAAUUUGUCAAGCAUUUUCCUGUGGUUAUUUUUUUAAUGUAAUACAGAGAGAAUAUUCCUAGUGUCUCAGAUUAACAUAAACCAGAUUGACAGUAAAGACUCAACUUCCAAAAUAAAUAAAAAUGUAAUGGCAGUUCCUACAUGAGAACAAAGAAUUGGGAGUGACUUGAAAGGGAAAAUAAAUUAACAAAGCCAGUUCUGUCAGAACUGAAACUGCAACAAUAUUAUUCAUUUAAGGGCUGUUUCACUUUUAAGAAGCUUAGUUUGUUUUAAUAACCCAGGAUUGUGCCCGUAACACUAUUAAAGAGCUUAUAUUAAAUGCUUUAAUCUGUCCCAUUCAAACAGCACAAUUUCCAUGCUACAUACCUUUGCAUUACCACAUAUCCCAGCUAAAUACCAAAUCCUGCAAAUGAGGUGGUGUGCUCUGCUUUCUGUCUGAUUGUGUUUGGAGUAAUUUUGUGGUUUAUUCUGCAGUGCUGAUAAGAAAAUGGCUGAAUCCUGAUCCACAUUCAUCCUCAGCCCAGUCAUCUAUGCCUGGGCCUUUGCUAGGUCUCCAAAGCACUGCCUGACUUUGGAUGCACUUGAUGAGGGUUUCCUCACCAUCCCACUGUGGUAGCAGGGUUGACCCUUUUCUGAGUGAAAAGGGCCAUAAUUGAAGCCGUGCCCAAAUUUGUAUGGGAGUACAAGAUUUUUAAUGACCACUGCCACUUGCUUCAUCAGGCAGGAAGCACCUGAGUGUUGCACUGCCUUCGCGGAGAUGGAGGCUAUCGAGCCAGCUCAGCUGAGCUGGUUGUGCUGGCAGUGCCUUUGAAGCAGCGCCCAGGCAAGGGGUUGGGAUUUCAGCUUCCUGAGGUUGAACAUUCAGCUGGCUAAUAGAGCAGCCUGUCUUUCUGCAGGCAGAGAUUGUUUCAGGAAAGGCAGAGAAUUUUCACUGCACAUUGUCCCUGACAGCAAAAUAAGACUACCACCCAGGGUUUUUCUCCAGUCAUUCAUGUUUGGACUGUUUAACCUCUUGCCUCCACUUUCCCAUUUUAUUUUUAAAAAUAGAGAAUGUCUAAACAGGUUCCUUGGCAAAGGGGAAGCUGAACACUGAAGUUGAACAUGUACUUUUCUUAAAGUACUGAAGUUAGAUCCUUUUCUAAGAGUUUUCUUUAGUGUACAAGUGACGAGAGAAAAGUGCUAAAAUUUAAAAGAAAUGUAAAGAGGAAGGCCAUUUCUGACAUGGCCUUUGUGAGGUGUGCUGGGAAGGGUUCCCAAUCCUGCUAAAAUAGUUUAUUAAAUCCUUAUAUUUUUCUGAGGCUGGCAUUUCAGAUUUGAGUCCGUGAUAUAUAAUUUCUGCACAUCUCUCUUUUUUUGUAAAACUUCUGUUUUCCACUGAGUCCAGAUUAAGAGUAACCUGAAGGGUUUACCCGUGGCCACUCUUAGCAGUGUGGUGGACAAUCAUGACCAAGAUCAGACAUUUUGUGUUAACAGUAGCUACUGCACUAAUAGUGCCUGGGGGAGCCACCCCUCAAUGUUACCUCGCUCGGCUGCCUUUGCGGAGAAGUGGAAAAAAAAAACCCCACUAAAAUGCAUAGGGCCAUCUUUCACCAGCAGCACCAGACUUGUGUUCUCUCUGCACAAUUACCUGGAAAACUUACGAGCAACUCCUGCCUUUGCAAGUGCUUCUAUUUUAGGUAGGACGUCUUCCUUUUUUUAGGAGGCGGUUUUGCAUGUGCCUUUGUUUUACAUGCGGAAUUAGUAUUAUACGUUGCAUUACAUUGUUUAGAGUUUGUUUUACACGCGGAACUUGUAUAACGCAUGUCAUUACAUUGUUUAAAGUUUGUAUUAUAUGCCCUGAAGCCGAAUAAAGGGGUUUGAUUUGUA
Molecule: messenger RNA, 5133 nt
Organism: Prinia subflava (tawny-flanked prinia)
Lineage: Eukaryota; Metazoa; Chordata; Aves; Passeriformes; Cisticolidae
Gene: PHETA2
Product: PH domain containing endocytic trafficking adaptor 2
Exons: 3
Coding region: 328-1146 (272 amino acids)
Biological process (GO): receptor recycling; retrograde transport, endosome to Golgi; endosome organization
Cellular component (GO): recycling endosome; trans-Golgi network; early endosome
Source: RefSeq, a predicted model, not a curated record